CGAUCAGCCCGUCCCGGACGUGUUUCUCUCUCGCCGUGCGCGCACACACACCGCCGUGGCCUUCUCGACCGUAAACGCGCGCCCGACAUAAUAUAUAUACGUGUACGUGUGUUUACGUACGUGCGCCCCGUCCGCGUACGCCUGCGAUACGCGCACCGCGACCGCGUCGUAAUCGCGCGCCGUAAUAUUAAACUGCAGUGUCGUGCGUGAUGAUAACGGCAGUGCGGACGGCCGACGACCGUACAGUCGGUUUUUGAUCGCGUUUCGCACCCGUGAUACCCGCGCCGCGGCUAUCGUCCGCACGGAUUCGCCUACGCGUCCGUUUCGUCGCCGCCGCCGCCGUCGCCGCGCCGGCCGACAACAAUCGCCGCCCGCCUCGUAUACCGCGCCGUCGUUAACCGUCGCUCGUACCGCACGCUCGAAAAAAUAAUAAAAAAUAGUCCGCGAUGCGUCGCCGCCACUGAGACCGUCGCGCCGUCUCCGUGGUCGAACGCGCCCCGCAGGAUUUACCCGCACGCGAUGCUGCCGUACCAGGCGAUGGCCAUGGACUACGCGUCCGCGUCGUUCCAACGGCACCCGGCUGCCAACGUGGGCCACCAUCACCACGGGACCGGCGGGCCCGGCGGCGGCGGACCCGCCGUGGCCGCUGCCGCGGCCGCCGCGGCUUUCAGCCCCUCGUGGUUCGUGCCCGCCGACCUGUGCAUGCCGUUCGCCAAACAAAACCAACCGCUCGUCGAACCAGGGUCAGUUUUUUUUUUUUUUUUUUUGGUCUGACAGUGCACGCUGUUUUUUUUUUGUAUACUUUUCAUGUUUCGAUUUUUUUUUUUGGCGUCGAAACGGUUCGGUUCGCCGCUUGACAAUUGAACUUUUCUUUUUUCUAUUUCCGGGUUUUUCUAUAUAAUCACAGAGCACGGAUGAUAAAAAAAACACUUAUCCUUUUGUUUGUACAGAAGAGCAUUUUUGUUAUUUGCUAAUUUUUUUUUUUUUUUUUGACAUAAAAAAUCGCGGUCGAAUUUUCGUUAGGUGAGCAAAUUUUUGAAUUCUCAAACAAAAUUCAUGACGGUAUAAAUCGCAAGUUAUUCGUAUCAAAGUUAUAUCGUUGCAAAUUUAACUUUCGACCUUUUUUUACACACCCUUCAUUUUCCCGUGAAUUUGUUACCAAACUUAUUGUGUAGUCGCACAAAAUCAUUUAUAUUUUAAAAUUGACUUUGACAUUUGGAUUUAGUUUUUGUUUUUGUUUUUUUUUUUUUUAUAUAUAUAUACAUAUACACGUAAGACUUGUAAGAACUUGUAGUAAAAAAAAAAAAAAAAUUAUCGGCGCGACCUUGUCCCGCGGCACGCGUCCGGAACGCACAAAAACGGUUCGCGGGAUUAUUGGCGCGCGUAGAAAUAUUUCGUUUUCGUAUCACUUAUUCGAAAACUGCGGAUAACGACUACAACACGCGCGACGUCAUUAGAUUCUCGAAAGCGGCGGCCGCCGGGCCGCGAUUUCUAAAAUAAAGGCGUCCGUCCGCCGCUGCGGCGCCGCGGCAACGCAACGGCAACGCGAACGGGCGCGCGCGUAACGUGCGCGAUUACCAGACGCGAUUGAUAAUCGCAGACAUUCCGAUAUUCGUCCGCACGCGUACCCGCCGUCUGCCGUCCGAUUCGAUAUCGCGCGCCGCGCGACGGCCGCGUCCGGGGCGGGUUCCGUCCGCCGGACGGGUUGCGCAUUGUCACGCGGUAUUGAGUGCGUUACUCCGUCCGUCAUUGCCGGCGCGCCGGUUGAAUCGCACCAUAGAAAUCCGCCAACGCGUCCCGGCGUUAACGACACGUUUCCUCGCGGCGAUGCAGCAGUCGUCAAUAAUAAAGAUCUGCGAUACGAGAUUUUCUGGUUUUUUUUUUUUGUUUUUUUAAUACGCAAAACACAUUAUAACGUACCUUCCGGACGUCGAAGCGACUUGACGAUUUCCGCUCGCGCGCAUCAAACCGAUAACAUAGAACCCGCGCUGUGCGGCCGUACACGCGGGGGUUGGGGGAUGUUCCCCGUAGGGUACGGUGCACACGACACGCGCCGCAUACGCUCAGGACUUUUUGAAAACGCUACGGAUACGUUGCGCGCGCUCUCGAGUCUCGAUCGUUUUGCGAUCCUCAACUGUCGGGAUCAUUGUUGA
Molecule: messenger RNA, 2153 nt
Organism: Cinara cedri
Lineage: Eukaryota; Metazoa; Arthropoda; Insecta; Hemiptera; Aphididae
Source: the annotation of a GenBank genome assembly